Messenger RNA from Staurois parvus, 471 nucleotides. The record is from the annotation of a GenBank genome assembly. Lineage: Eukaryota; Metazoa; Chordata; Amphibia; Anura; Ranidae.
CUGCACUUUGUGAACGGCCACCUGUAGUCUUCUAGGACCUGUCACAUGUCUGCAGUCUCUGGUCAUCUCCUGUUGUAUGUCCGCAGUCUCUGGUGAUUUCCUGUAGUAUGUCCGCAGUCUCUGGUCAUCUCCUGUAGUAUGUCUGCAGUCUCCGGUCAUCUCCUGUACUCUGUCCGCAGUAUCUGGACAUCUCCUGUACUAUGUCUGCAGUCUCGUCAUCUCCUGUACUAUGUCCGCAGUCUCUGGUCAUCUCCUGUACUAUGUCCGCCAUCUCUGGUCAUCUCCUGUACUCUGUCCGCAGUCUCUGGUCAUCUCCUGUACUAUGUCUGCAGUCUCUGGUCAUCUCCUGUACUAUGUCCGCAGUCUCUGGUCAUCUCCUGUACUAUGUCCUCAGUCUCUGGUCAUCUCCUGUACUAUGUCCGCAGUCUCUGGUCAUCUCCUGUACUAUGUCCGCAGUCUCUGGUCAUCUCC